This is a messenger RNA of Bacidia gigantensis, 1092 nucleotides long. RefSeq lists its product as uncharacterized. Lineage: Eukaryota; Fungi; Ascomycota; Lecanoromycetes; Lecanorales; Ramalinaceae. The coding region runs from base 1 to 1092 and encodes 363 amino acids. The record is from RefSeq and is a predicted model, not a curated record. The transcript is spliced from 2 exons.
AUGAGCCUUUCCGUUGAGUCAAAGACUAUUCUUGAUAUUGCAUCCAUAAGUAUUAACAACAAACCCGGACCCUGUCCCCAAUGUCGUCUAAUCCAGCUGCUGAUUAGCAAGCUCUGCUCGAGUGAGGGCAAAGACCCAAAGUCAGAAGACCCACAGCACUCAGAACAACUCGAAGAAGAAGUCAUAAAUGACUACACUGAUCAGCUUGAGGGAAAUGGCUCGGAAAAUUCUUCAUCUUGGCGAGUUUCAUCCUUAUGCGACAUUGAUGCCGAAGACGAAAACCAUUCACCGGCCUGGUGCACCCAAAAAUGCCUACUAGGUCUCAAAAGCGGGACAAAGUUGGACCCAGACUUUCCUAAUGUUAAAAGUCAUCGUUGGGACUUAAGGAACGAGAAUCAUCCCUUAUGCAGACACACCUUCAGGAGUAUACUCCAGGCCGUGCUUCGAGCACAUCCUGACAAGAUUUGGACACCCUUGAAGCUAGGCGAGAAGCCCGGUAAACUCACAGCCUGUGCUAAGAACACAAUGUUCCGCAUCACUCUGCCUCUCUUCAAUUAUGUAUUGAUAGCAAAAGCGAACGCAGAGGAGACACCGUUGAUGGCUCAAGAAUUCAGAAUCUACAGACGCCUUCGGUUUCUGCAAGGGGUGCGAAUUCCCGUUACGCUUGGGCUCAUCAGUACGCCGGAUGAAAGGCCCCAUACUUAUGAUGAAUCAUCAUUUCGUUGUAUUACUUUGCUGUCAUAUGUCGGAAAGGGCGUGAGCAUAGAGAACGAAGCAGAGUACGCUGAAGACGUAGGGCAAUUUCGAAAUAAUGAUCUCAAGCAGUACAAUGUGUCUCUUGAUACUGUCUAUCGACGGAACAUCCUUUGGAGCGAGGAAUUGAACCGAGUGAUGUUCGUCGAUUUCGAAAGGGCAGAAAUCACGGCUCCUUUCAACAAUCUCGAGGUCGGUGUACGUAGUCUGAGUACAGAAGAAAGGGUUUUGUUGUUACGAGACCAUGACGAGAGGAUAGUUCGCAAGUUGAUCGCGGAAGUUGGGACGUCACAGUACACCGGUGCGGAGAUUCUGCGAAAGCUGUGUGGGGAAGAAUGA